GUUGGUAAAUACCACCCGGUGUGAGAAGGAGGGGAGGUGGCCGUCGCUAAUAAAGAAAGCCUGAGCUGAGGAAAGUGGGGGUGAGAGAAGCGAAUCAGAAAGCGGCGAUUUUACCGAAUAUUUUCGCUUUUAGAGACCAGAAUUCGGUUGUGACUUUAUCAGCAGUGGUGAAAAUGGCGUGCGGUGCGACGCUAAAGCGCUCUAUGGAGUUUGAGGCGCUUUUGGGCCCUCAAUCACCGAAGCGGAGAAGGUGCAGCCCGCUAGCCGGAGCCUCCGCCACUCCAUCCCCUCAGAGGUGCAGCCUGAGACAGCCGAGCGAUACCCCAGCCUCCCCGGUGUCCCCUCAGCCUUCUGCAGGAGAACACAGGCUCACUCCAGAGCAGAUCUUCCAGAACAUCCGUCAGGAGUACAGUCGCUACCAGAGGCGACGGCAGCUGGAGGGGGCGUUUAAUCAGACGGAGGCAGGGGGCGCCGCUGAGACCUCUAAUCCCAGCUCACCGUCAGGUGCCUCCUCAUUGAAGAAGGACCAGCCCUCGUUCACCCUGAGGCAGGUCGGCUUCCUGUGCGAGCGCCUCCUCAAGGACCACGAAGAGAAGAUCCGCGAGGAGUACGAGCAGAUCCUCAACACCAAACUGGCAGAACAAUACGAGUCGUUUGUGAAAUUCACACAGGAUCAGAUCAUGAGGCGGUAUGGAGCUCGACCUGCCAGCUAUGUAUCUUGAAGACAGACGGGCGGUGGAUGGAGGGUGGAGUCGAGGGCAGCGCGGUCGCUGCAGUAUCUUCUUUAUCUGUUCUAUUCAAUUUCUGGCUUUGUUUAAAGUGCUUGGGUGCCAUGGGUUCUUUAUUAUCCACUUUUAACCCCCCCCCCCCCCCCGUACAAUCUGCCCCCCUCCCACACCUCGUGAUUUCUUUCUUUCUCUCUUUUAUUUUCUUUUUUUUACCUCCUCAGCUACUGAAUGAAUGUUGAUUAAAGCUGUUCGAUAUAAAAACUCUCUUUACAAAUCAGUGCAGAAGAGCUGAAAGUGUAAAUGAAUGUUUCUGCGUUUCCUUUAACUCUCUCUCACUUCCUGUCUCUGAACCUGACGAAUGUGGAUGUUUUUCUUUCAUCUUCUUUAUUUUUAAACAUUUUUAUUUUUAAUGUUUUUUUUUUUUGUUUUUUUUUGAAUAAUAAAGGUUCCGUGAUCUCA
Trichomycterus rosablanca is the source of this 1187-nucleotide messenger RNA. It is a transcript of the gene akirin1, whose product is annotated as akirin 1. Gene Ontology annotation, cellular component: nucleus; chromatin. The coding region runs from base 174 to 722 and encodes 182 amino acids. Lineage: Eukaryota; Metazoa; Chordata; Actinopteri; Siluriformes; Trichomycteridae. The transcript is spliced from 5 exons. Gene Ontology annotation, biological process: myoblast migration involved in skeletal muscle regeneration; negative regulation of skeletal muscle satellite cell proliferation; positive regulation of macrophage chemotaxis. The record is from RefSeq and is a predicted model, not a curated record. Gene Ontology annotation, molecular function: transcription coregulator activity.